Molecule: messenger RNA, 2482 nt
Organism: Lobosporangium transversale
Lineage: Eukaryota; Fungi; Mortierellomycota; Mortierellomycetes; Mortierellales; Mortierellaceae
Product: PP-loop family-domain-containing protein
Exons: 4
Coding region: 213-2261 (682 amino acids)
Biological process (GO): tRNA processing
Molecular function (GO): ligase activity, forming carbon-nitrogen bonds; ATP binding
Source: RefSeq, a predicted model, not a curated record
CAAUAUUAUAUAACACAGCAGAAGCAGUCGACAUUAAUAACCAGCCCUGUUGUCAUCAUUCGAUCGACAGACCCCCUGUGCUCCGCAUAGGAUACAGAUACAGAAUACAAAAAAUUGUUGUGUCAAUCACGAAUCUACAGUAUAAACGCGACCUUCAUAUUUAUACAUUUUCUACAUGUAUUUUUGUUUUUUUAAACAGGACAACAAGCAAAAUGACACUGUCCAAAAGCACAGCACUAGCCAUCACUGCCAAAGAGUUUGCAAGAUGGCUCUCCCCAUUAUACAGUCGACAAAACAGCAUUGCUUCAUGCUUGGAGCAAGGUCUACCAAACAAUGAAAGACAUAAAAGUCAUUCCAUGGAUCAGAAUCCCACUGACAUUCAUCAAUCUCGUCUAGAGUCCAAGGACCACAACAUUGCUAUAGCUGUCUCUGGUGGUGUUGAUAGUAUGGCUCUUGUAACACUGUUGGCAAAACAUUAUUAUCCUACACAAGAUAGAACUAAACAACAACAGCUUCAUACUGUCCCUACAAAGCUACAUGCCUUAAUUGUCGACCACAAACUAAGAGAUGGCAGUUCUGAAGAGGCUGCCUUUGUUGCACAACAGGUGCAAAGACUGAAUGUCACCCCGCAUGUACUUACGUUGGAUUGGAUUGCCAAAGACAAAAACAGUGGCCAGAACCAAAACCAUCAGAAUGAUGAUAAUGAUGAGAUUUACCAGCUUAAUAGACCUAGUAAAGUUCACCUCGAGACUAGAGCGCGCGAGGAACGAUAUAGGGUCAUUGCUCAAAAGUGUCACGAACUUGGAGUCAGAGAUUUGUUUGUGGGUCACCAUUCUGGUGAUCAGGUUGAGACUGUCAUCUUUCGGUUCGCAAGAGCUAGUGGCAUUGAUGGCCUUGCAGGGAUCCAAGAAGAUACCCCUUUAAGCGUUGUAAACGUACCAGAAGGUUUAAAUAUCCAAAUCAUCAGACCACUUUUAAAAGCUACGAAAGACCGCCUGAAGGCAACAUGUAAUGAAGCAGGAACCCGAUGGGUUGAGGACCCUUCGAACAAGUCAUUGGAUUAUCAACGGAAUGUCAUCCGGCAUUUUCAGCAGGACAUAGAUGCGUGUGUCGAGAAGGACCCAAACUCGGAGCUGAGUCCUUUAUCAUCGAAGGCUUGGUUGGAAUUCCGUGCAAGGAUGGAUCAACAUCGGCGAGCGGCCUGGGAUCAAGUGAGACCAUGGUUACGGAACAUCUUCUUUGAUUCUGCAAAUGGUGUCUGCUAUGUAAAAUUGCAGGCGACCAGCACUUCAGAGGAUGCUAUAAGAAGUACAUCGAUUCCUACAAAAGUGGAAUGGUUGGAGAGAUCCCAGAAUCAUGUGGCCAUGCGCCUUGUCUCCUAUUUAAUACACUGGGUGAACUGUAAAGACCACGCUCCCCGUUCCGAAGAUGUGCAGAUGUUGUUGAAGCAACUGAAAAAACCUUAUUCUGUUAUUGGCUCUUAUUUUGAAGCAACUCGUAUGAAAAGCGUCUGUGAUAGCUCAACAAAGUCUAUACAGAAAAAGAAGCGCGCUUCCAAUCGUUCAUCUGCUGCCCGACAACAAGAUAUAUCAUCAAAGUUCGCCAUAGCCAUGACUGACAGUCAUUCUGAAGCAAUGUCACUUCCGCCCAUCAAUUUAGCAGGCGUGCAAUUCUCCCCACCAAGAAGCACAAAGGGCCUCCCUGAUUACUGGACCCUUGCUCGGCAACCAAUGUCCCGUGCCGAUCGAAAAGCCGUUACGAUAGCAUUUUCGAUAGGGGGCGAUAAUGAAGAAGCUAAGAGAGACAUUUUCUUUGAUGAGAGUAAACAGAGCAAUGAAGUUAACCUGCUUUGGGAUCAACGUUUUUUCCUCAAGAUACAAAGCAGUAGCUUUAGAAGCGUUCCCAAUGCUCCAUCAAGGGGUCGGAUAUACAUAAAGCCGAUGCGUCAGGAGGAUGCAUCAAUUAUUCAAAAACUAGAAGCAUCCGGCCAGCUGGAGCAAUCAAAGACGAUAGAUCUCCAUACAUGGAUGACGGCUGUACCAGGCAGCUGUCGGUUUACUGUCCCUGUUGUUUACCUAGAAGGCAACAGCGGCGAUACCGGGGCUGAGCCAAGAAGCCAGAUGUUUUUGUCCUUACCCACCCUGGGCCUUCAUAUGAAGGCUUCGCCAUUUGCCAUCCAAAGUUACUUCAAAUCCAAGCACCCAGUGGACGGACCAGAUAUGGCUUGUUUAAAAGAGGCAUUCAGUAAAAUGUUGAAGUAGAUGUAGACAAAAAGAAACACCUUUAUUUGAAAACAAUAUUAAUAAUGAAUGAAAGAGGGAGUAAGAGUGCAUAUAUAGUAUAUAGAGGAGAGUAUAGGGGAUCGGACGGUAUUUAUUAACUUUAUGGAGCUAUACAGUCGGGUAUCUUGAUCUUGAGGUUCCCGUCCUUGUCAAAAAGACCCCAAUAGGGUUCGACAGGAACCUUGGGAUCGUUCUUCCAU